CACAUUUAAACGUUUAUAAUCCCAAGCUUCCACUUUUUUUCUUUCCCAAAACCUCUACGAUAAAAGUCGAUAAAGCUAACGUUUUUCUACCUGAUUCUAGCAUUUGCGUACAUACCCACAUAAAUCUAUAGACAUUCUUAUUGUUUUGACAAAUUUAUUCGUACAAAAGUAAUUUGCGUGGGUUUUACUUGAUUAAGAAACGCCGGCAAAGACCGGCAUGAAGUUCCUGAUCAUUUUGUUGGUAGCGGCCGCAGCUGCCUCAGCGGUGAACGGCGGUGUCGGUGGGUUUUCAUCCAGGGUUCUGACUUUGGAAAGGGCGUUUCCGGCGAACAAGACGGUUGAGCUUGAAGUCCUCAUAACACGAGACCGCGUGAGACACGCCCGAAUCUUGCAACGCUUCUCCGGCGGCAUUGUCGACUUCAACGUCGUCGGCACCUCCGAUCCUUACUACGGCGGGCUGUAUUUUACUAAAGUGAAAUUGGGUUCUCCACCACAAGAGUUCAAUGUUCAAAUCGACACAGGAAGCGACAUAUUAUGGGUUACAUGCAAUUCAUGUAGCGAUUGUCCUCAAUCAAGUGGAUUCGGUGUUCCACUAAAUUUCUUUGAUGCUGGAAGCUCAUCAACGGCUUCUACAGUAUCAUGUUCAGACUCAAUUUGCUCUUCUAUAGUUCAAACUUCAGAUGCUUCAUGUUCUGAUCAAACUAAUGAAUGUGGAUAUAGCUUUCAAUAUGGAGAUGGAAGUGGAACAUCUGGUCAUUAUGUAACCGAUUUGUUGUUCUUUGACACAAUUGUGGGCCCCUCCAUAGUUGCUAACUCUUCAGCUUCCAUUACAUUCGGGUGUAGCACCUAUCAAUCAGGUAGCUUAACUAAACCAGAUAAAGCAAUCGAUGGAAUUUUUGGAUUUGGGCAAAAUGGUCUUUCUAUCAUGUCACAAUUAUCUUCAAGAGGAAUUACUCCAAAAGUCUUUUCACAUUGCUUAAAGGGAGAUGGAUUGGGUGGUGGAAAGCUUGUUCUUGGUGAGAUUUUGGCCCCGACUAUGGUUUAUAGUCCCCUUGUCCCAUCACAGCCUCAUUACAAUCUUGAUCUACAAAGCAUUUCGGUCAACGGUCAAAUGUUGACCAUUGACCCAACUGCUUUUGCCACAUCAGAUAACCAUGGAACCAUUGUUGAUACAGGAACAACUUUGACUUACCUUGUUGCAGAAGCAUUUGACCCUUUUGUCAAUUCUAUAACUGCUGUUGUUUCACAAUUAACAACACCUGUCAUCUCAAAGGGCACUCAAUGUUAUUUAGUUACAUCAAGCAUAAAUGGGAUUUUUCCGGAAGUUUCCUUAAACUUUGCUGGUGGUGCUUCCAUGAUUCUUAAACCUGAGAACUACCUUGUACAUGGGGAUCCUGUUGAUGGAGGUACACCAUGGUGCAUUGGCUUUCAGAGAGUCCAGAAUGGGGUGUCAAUUCUUGGAGAUCUUGUUCUUAAAGAUAAGAUAUUUGUGUAUGAUUUAUCAAAGAAACGAAUUGGAUGGACUGAUUAUGAUUGUUCAAGUGAUGUAAAUGUCUCAAUAACUUCAAGUAAAGAUGAAUUUAGAAAUGCAGGAGAGUUGAAUGAGAACACUUCAUCAAGAACCACAAGUGUUCUUCAAGUUCUACUGUUGUUCCAUAUACUAUCAAUGACACUUGGAUCUUUACUCUGGGCAUCAAUUGGGGACAAAUAUAAAGAUAGGGGCAAUUACCUCAACCUCAUACUAUCUCCUUCUCCCUUGUGGCGAUUUGCUGAUUGUUUAAGUCAAAUAGGUUCAUGCUCAUUUCAACUUUGGACCUUUGUGUGCAUCGACAAAUUUCUUGCUGUAUAUGAAUUCCAUGAUUUCAUUCCAUUCUUCAUCUAAACCUUACGGUGAUAUGAUGUUUCCCAGUUAAGGAAUUUGUAAAUCUACUCUAUUCCAUUACCCUAAUUGGUUGAUUAGUUCUCCCUUUCAUUUUCAGAUCAAAAAGAUCAUGGUGAACCUUCUAUCGAAAGUUUGCCGGGAUCGGGUAACCAAUACAAAAUGGGAAAAUGACUUAUGAAGGUAAUAUGACCGGCUAUUACCUGUUUUUGCCCGUUUUAACCGGUUGCAUCAAUUUUACUCAGUUAAAGCUAAUUACGUGGAUUCUUACGUGGCCAUUACUCCCCUUUCUCAUUUAAUUAGGGUUCAAUACGUUCAAUUUCACCAUAAUCACCUCCCGAUUUUAGAUUCGAUUCACCAAAUUGAAGAUUAGAGUUUGGAGUUGAAGUUAC
This is a messenger RNA of Lactuca virosa, 2271 nucleotides long. The record is from the annotation of a GenBank genome assembly. NCBI's taxonomy places the organism in Eukaryota, Viridiplantae, Streptophyta, Magnoliopsida, Asterales, Asteraceae.